GAGGACGUCCAAGACGAGUCUGAACAAGAACUCUCCGAUGGACGGUCGGCGCUGCGCGAGGUCGAGGAACGCGAGGCGGCUGAGAAGCGACGCACAGGUGCGCGGGGCCCCAUCAACCGAACACUCCAGCACUGGGAGCCCGCCGUGGCGACGUUUGACCCGAUUGCGGGCAAACGCUGGACUUUCCAGUGCCGUUUCUGCGGGAGCAAGCGCAGCUUCGAGCGUUCGGUCGACAGCGACAACUGGGCGGACGAGACGAAGCGUCCUGUCCUCGGGAACCUGACGCUGCACACCGCCCAGAAGCACAAGGAGGCGGCGGCAGCGGCAGCGGCGGCGGCAGAGCCAGUGCAGGAAACGAAUUCCGCACCUGCCGGCGGUGGAUCGACCUCUGGCGGCGGCUUCACGGUGGCCAGCGCAAAGCUUAUGGAGGGGUACCUCAAAGAGGGCAAGCUCAACCCGAAGGUUGAGCCCACGCAACGCGGGUUCCUUCAAGUCUUUGCUGCCUGGAUCGUCGAGGACGACCUUCCCUUCACCACGGGUGAGUCGCCCGGCCUCGCGCGUGUAUUCCGGUACAUGCAGUCGAAGUUUCUGCUGCCCACGGACACGACCGUGCGCAACACCAUCGCAACUAUCUUCGCGAAGAUGCAUGCAGAGCUCGUCAAAGAGCUGGCAGCCAUCGGAGAUUGGGUUGCUGAGCGCGAUGAUCUUGAAGCUCUCACGCUGCUCCCCGAAGACUGGAACUUUCUACAGCAGCUUGCGAAUCUGCUCAGUCAUUUCACGCAUGUUACCCACAUCAUGUCAAAGCAGAGCAUGCCGACGCUGCCAUGGGUCUUACCUAUGUUUGACCACAUGAAGACAGCCCUGACAAAUGUGAUUGCAAGCCCGAGCACGAAGCCCGCGCUAGCUGUUGCAGCCCAAGCUGGUCUUACGAAGCUCGAGCAAUACUACACGAAGGCAAAGGAGUGUCAGUACAACGUGAUUGCAACAGGUAUCAAGCUCGGUAGUGAGGAGAAGGCGCGCGCUGAAGUGCUCUUUGAACACGUCUUCCGCAAGUAUGAGCUGAAGUUGCCCAAAGCUGCAGAUGUACCUGCACGCCCAGCUCCAGUAGCAACCCCUUCAUCCUUCCUUGACACACCAGGCAGCGUCUCUACCCUAUGA
Messenger RNA from Rhodofomes roseus, 1158 nucleotides. RefSeq lists its product as uncharacterized. The record is from RefSeq and is a predicted model, not a curated record. Lineage: Eukaryota; Fungi; Basidiomycota; Agaricomycetes; Polyporales; Fomitopsidaceae. The annotation marks the transcript as partial. The transcript is spliced from 5 exons.